Gadus macrocephalus (Pacific cod) is the source of this 2369-nucleotide messenger RNA. RefSeq names its product solute carrier family 46 member 3. The transcript is spliced from 7 exons. Lineage: Eukaryota; Metazoa; Chordata; Actinopteri; Gadiformes; Gadidae. The record is from RefSeq and is a predicted model, not a curated record. Gene Ontology annotation, cellular component: lysosomal membrane. Gene Ontology annotation, biological process: vacuolar transmembrane transport. Gene Ontology annotation, molecular function: transmembrane transporter activity. The coding region runs from base 264 to 1754 and encodes 496 amino acids.
AUCAAGCCCAUCCCUCUGGCUCUGCGAUGCGAUGCGGUCAUUCGUUUACCUGUUGCAGUCAGAGUGCCUCCGGAGACCUGCACAGGUGAUCAUUACCACCACAUGCAACACUCAAGAACCACAAUAAGCGUGAGAAGAGGUGCAAUCCGGCUGAAGGUAUCUAACAAUUGUUUUACCUACAUUUUGCCAACGCGGAGAUUUCGCUCUGUAAUGCUGCGUUAUUGAGCCACGUAAACAACGUACAUCGCUUUUCAAGGUAAGCUAUGGGCGGCUCCUACCUGAUCCAACCCGUGGUGGCGUUCUACGGCUUCGGGUUAUUCAUGACCAUACCGCUGCUGCAACAGUACGUGUACGCCAGACUCUGGGAGCAGCUCUCUAGCGCCCCCUACUCCUCAUCUCAGAGCGCACAAUGUGUCAACAGUUCUUCAAAUCUGACCUUCACAAUCAUGGAGGUGCAGAAGCAGGCGUCUGUCUUCAUCCUGUACGCAGAGCUGAGCUUCCUGGUGCCCAGCAUGUUCUCCUGCCCUCUCCUGGUCUCCUGCAGCGACUCUCUGGGCCGGAAGGCGGCCAUCGUGCCCCCUCUGCUGGGAAACCUGCUCUUCAGCGUCUGCUGCUUCCUCAUCAGCUGCUUCUCCCUGGACCUGCACUUCCUGCUGGGGGCCGGCUUCGUGGCGGGGCUAUUCGGGGGCCCGUCGGCGCUGCUGGGGGGCUGCUUCGCCUACGUGGCCGACCGCUGCAGAGAGGAGGCGCGUGGUCCCUCCCGCCGCCGGACCCUGUCCAUGGCCAGCGUGGACCUGAUCUGGGGCCUGAUCGCCGGCCUGGCGCCCGCCUGCACAGGGGUCCUCAUCUACGCCAUCGGGUUCAGAUGGCCCUUCCUCAUCGUCUUCCUGCUGUACCUCCUCACCCUGGCCUACGUGGUCCUGGUCCUGGGAGACUCCCUGGCCUCAGUUAUACCCUUGCCAUCGCCAUCCUCCUCCUCCUCUUCCUCCUCCUCCUCCUCCUCCUCCUCCUGCACCUCGUUGCGUGGUUGCUUGGGCCUGUCGAGGCAGAAGCUGCUGGGCCAGCUGCAGAGCGUGUACAUGAUGUUUGGAACGGGGAGCCGCAGGAGAAACACCGCGCUGGGACUCACACUGGCAGUCUUUGCUCUGUUUAAGAUGUGUAGGGACGGGGGGAUGUCCAUCAUUAUCCUCUACCAGCUAAACCAGCCCCUGUGUUGGAGCGAGCUCCUGAUUGGCUGUAGUUCCCUACUGGGCAUGAUCGUCCAUCUGGGCAGCUACGCGGGCGUGUCCUUCUUUUCCCGUUGCCUCGACGACGCCAACGUGGUCCUCCUAGGACUGCUGUCCCUUGCCGGGGGUCUGCUCAUGGCCGCCUUCGCACACACCACGCUGCUUAUGUUGCUGGUGAGGCUUCCCUUAAUCCUGUCUGACAUGCCGAGUGCCGUCCUGCGCUCCAUGAUGUCAAACUUAGUCCCGGGCUCUGAACAAGGUGCCGUGUUUGCGUGUGUGGUGUUCCUUGAGAUGUUGAGUGCGUGCGUGGCACUUGUGGUGUUCAACAGCACCUACGCAGCCACAGUGACCUGGUUCUCCGGAUUCAGCUUCCUCCUCGCCUCCCUCCUCACAGUUAUCCCGGCCCUACUGAUUGGCGUUCUAAAAGGCCUCCCACAGAACAGGGAAGAGGACAGAUACAGUCUGACGGCCGAGGAAGUGGACUUUGGAACAGGCGUCGUCGAGGCGACCAUCACUGGGGCGGUAUAGCUUCUCCACUGGGACUCUGUCCGCACUCGGGUAUUCGUACCCAACAUCCUACCACACUUCCUGUUAUUGUUUAUAUCAGCAGAGAUCCACACUGGCUAGAUGACACCACACUCUGAAAUACUCAUGUCAACCAGUUGGUACGAUGCCAGAAAUGUAAGCACUAAAGUGCUGCUGGUGUAAAGUAAGUGGAAGCUAUGGCAGCCCAGUGCUCAUGGUGCUUGACUACCAGCCAAAGGUUGUGGGUUCCAAUCCUAACGUCAGCAGUCUAUCUGGAGGCAUUCCUGAGCAAGAUGUCUAAACCCUACCUGCCCAUUAAUGGCAUCUAUGACCUAUUGGAUCAAGGCUUCAAGUGAAUCAAUGGUAAAGCUGACUACCGUUGACCUGAUUCCACCUGAGCUGUUCUGUGAACCAGGUCCUAUGCUGGGGCUUAAAUUGGUGCACGUUGCGCCCACUUCCUUUGGAACGUUUCAGAAAAUGCAGUGACUCAUGCUGGGGUGACUGGUUGAACCCAACCAUACAUCACACACUACCGACUCUUCACUUACACACCUCCAUUUAUAUUGUUUCAUUGAUUUGUGAUUAUGUUUUUAAUACAAUUAAUUAUGUUCAACUUCA